GUCGCCAGCCAAAGUUUUUGCGCGAAUGAAAGCAAAAGUGCGGCAGCAGAAUAUUUUGUCAAGUGGCAAUGCGAAAUCUGUGAGCGCUGCCAGCUGCCCCAGAGACAGAGGAGAACAAGACGCACUGUACAGUACACCGAGGAAAAGUCACUUCCCCGGUGUCUGUGUUGAUGCGAAAGAAAACCAAGAGUCUCACGACGCUACCCAUGAAGUGGAGGCCCUCACCCUGUCACCAGCCCGGACCCCAGGGAAAGAUCAGAGGCAUCAUCAGGAUGUGUUGCAGAUUCCCAGCUGUCUUCAGUCGACUAGUCUCCAUGCCAGAGGAGAAACAACGUGUGUGGGCCAAGAGUCAACCACAAAGUGGAACGUCCAAGACAGGGUUUUUGUCAUGCCAGAAGUUCCUGUGAAGAGGCCUUUCUUCAACACAAUGGGGAAGAAAGCCAUGCAGAAUUCUCCAGCCAAGGUUUUUACACAGAUGAAGGAGAGGGCUGAGCUGAGAAGGAGGCAGCAAGGGACGAAUCAGGUGACCGGCACAGCAGACAUUGAUCAUAGAGAUUAUGUUCCCUGGCACCGCAGACAGAGCUCUGCAUUGACAAGUGGUGACAAGGGAGAUGGCGAGCUGAAACAUGACGCCUGCCCAGGUGUGUCCAGCAGCAUCGCCACCGUGUUCACUAGCCCCACAGAUGCCGGCUCCUCCCCCAGCCUCGAGGAGGCAGCCAAUACGCGCAGUGUACCUGCCCUGUUUGAGCCCACCCACAGACCUCUCCCUGAGUCAGAACCCCUCCCAGAGCUGGCAAACGACGCUCUCCUACAGAAUUCUCCCCGGAUUUCUAUCCCCAAGAAGAAGGCAGCUGUAUUACAGGACCCGCUGGCAAAGCGGAUUCAGCUAAGGGAAUGGCAGCUAAAGAUGGUCAGCACAAGCCUUUUUGUGGAUGGAGUCCGUGUGGAUAACAAGAUUCCCUGGCACAGUAGCCUCAUCGCUGAGCGCAUUGCAAGCAACGUUCUGAAGACGGUGUCUGGCAGUAUCUAUGUCCUGGUGGGCAAGAUGACCCCAGAGGCAGACACACCAUUUCCUAGAUGGCUGAUAAAGAAGUUUCUCUUUGGCUUUCCGAAAAAGUGGAAAGACUACUUUGAGGUUUAUUUAUCACAGUUGAAAAGCGAUUGUGUGUCUGACGCUGCAAGGAAAAGAUGUCCAAAAAAAGGCAGCAACCCCAAGCUUCCACAAAAACAUGGCAGUGUGAGUGCGAAGAAGCAGCCCUCCAGAGCCACCAAAGCAAAGCCCCCAAAGACGCCGUCCUGUCCCCAGACCAACCUUGAGGCAAGCAGCGUCAAAGUGUCCCGCAGUGGCAGGCUCAUCAAGCCACCCCUGGAGUACUGGAAAGGGGGGAGAGUGAUCCUGGAUUCGGACCUGAACGUCACCAUCCACGAGGACUACCUGUCAACUCCUACCUCUCAUAAAAUCAGAAAAAUGGUAUUUGCUGGAAAAUCUCAAGAUACAAAGAAGGAGACAUCAAAAGGCUGCUCAGGGAAUCAUAAAGCGCACUCCAAGAUGACAGAGCCAGACGCAUCUGAAGGUGACACAGCAGUUAGCAGUUGGACGCCAUCCACAUCUCUCACACAACAGCCUGCAGCUAAGCCAGCGUGUGCGAGAAGACCAGACCAUGUCAUGUCAGCUCAGGACUUCUCAGUGGUGCUGACACCAAUUAAAACAUCCGCUGAGCUGCGGCAGAGGUGUUUAAAGAGCAACCUUAAGUACCUGUGCCCCUCGGAGGGCAGCUGCCACAGUGCCGAUGACAGGGCAGAGCCAGAUGGUCCCAUUGCAGUGCCAGUCAGCCUGAGAGAGCUGGGUGUUGCAGGUGAAGGUCCCCAGGCCUCCACUGGAGAUGAAGAGGAGGUGUCAGCUCCGCGGAGGAAGGUUAGACAGCACAGUCGGCCCAAGAAAAGGGCAGUCAAGCAGGGAACUCCGGGUGCUGAUAUCUCCUCCAAAGAGAAAGCACCAGAAUCCACCAGGUGCUCAGAAUCCAGGAGGAAGAGCCAGAGGUCCCGUAGCUUGGCUUCAGUCUCUGGCAGUGACCGCAAAUUGAGACCUCACCUCAGCUACCGGAGUAGCUGUAGCACCAGCUCCUCUGGACCAGACAGGGUGGCAAAAGGAAGGAACCCAUCAGAGGAUUUGGAGAUGGAGAGAACUGGGUCAAAGAAGGGCAGGGCCAUGAAGCCCAAGGCCCGGCAGAAAGGGAGGACCCUGCCAAACUGCAUGGCUACAUGCAGUUCUGAAAGUGAGGCGACGGGCAAACCUCACGGGACUUGCAGGUCCUCUUCUCAGAGCAGGCAGGGCACCAAAGCCACCAGCCCGCCCCUGAGGAUCACCCGCCAGAGGCGCAUACUUCAGUCUGAAAUGGACCUCAGUGACCCUGCUCCUCCACAGAGGUCCAGUCCCAGAUCCAGCAGGGGCCGGCAAGUGUCGGUCGGCCAGGCCACAUCCCAAGAUGCGAGUCAGGUCCACACAGAGGCAGAGAAGAGCGACUGUGCAGCUUCCCCCGACAAAGGAACCAGCUUCCUGGACCCUCCAAGGAUUUUCUCCCUGCCAAAGAAAGGAGGCAAACGCCACAAGGGCUCAGAGGAGAGGAGGUCUGUGGGAGAUCAUAUGCAUUACGGAACUGUGGUCAGCCCAGGGGGAGACUGUGAGAAUGACUGUGUUGACCAAGUGUCCAGAACAAGGAAGGACGAAGGCAAACACAGCCUCCCAGACAGCACUCCCUACUCCAAGGCCACACGACACAGCAGCAACAGUGCAAGAGCGAAGCAGUCAGAGCUCACAAAACGACGGCAGGCAAUCUCUAAGGAGGAAAGCAAGCUUUAUGACUGCCCGUUAUCCCCGCCGGGCCACCACAUCAGCCAGCCAGAGAAAAACCCCAGCUGCCCCCAAGACAAAAAGGACAAAACUGUCAAGUCAUUGUCUGAGAAGAAACGGGAAGUGAAAAAAAAUCAAAAAGGGAAGAAGCAAGAGAAUGGCCGGGGAUUCAGGAAGAGGGAGGAUGAGGUUGAGGAUGAGUGGACAGAAAGCGAACUGGACAAACUGCACAAGGCAGUGUCCUCGUUGCCUAAGCAUGGGAGUGGCUUCUGGGUGGACGUGGCCAUGGUGGUGGGCACGCGCUCAGCCGAAGAGUGCCAGGCGCAGCACACCCGGCAGCAGAAUGUGCUGCUCCAUGCCAGGGCCAAGAAGAAGAAGCCUGGCCCAAAGAAGGAGGCAGCAGAUAAGUAUGUGCCUCAGAUAACGGCGAAGGUGGGCACACUUAAGCGGAAGCAGCAGUUGCGGAACUUCCUGGACCACAUGCCCAAAGACGACCAGAACAUCUUCACCUCUUCAGUGCUGCAGAACAAGCGUGCCAAGUUGCCCACAUUGAUGAAUGAGGAGGAUAUUGUGUUCCACCACUCAGAGCAGAACCCCCAGACGCCCAGUUCCAGCACCUUCCCAAUGGUGAAGACACCACAUUGUCUUCACAUCAGCCCUGGAACACUGGGCUGUGUCAACAGUGACAACAAUGACAAGUACGUUUACCAGAUGGAGAAGAAGGGGAAAGGCUGGGGCAACAUGCGUGGACAGGACAACAAUCAUCAGGAUGUGAAGUAUAGCCCAACACCACCUGUGAAACAUGCAAAGAGAAAACCAGAUGCUGAAAGUGAUUCCUUUGUCGUCUGGAAAAUGUUCUCAGACAAAGACCCACCUCCUCUUCCCUUGGAUGAAAGCGGAGAAGAGGAUUAUUAUUUUAUGGAUGACAACUGAAUAACAGAAGUAGAAUCCUCCAGUCUGACC
Messenger RNA from Megalops cyprinoides (Indo-Pacific tarpon), 3814 nucleotides. RefSeq names its product MIS18 binding protein 1 (gene mis18bp1). Lineage: Eukaryota; Metazoa; Chordata; Actinopteri; Elopiformes; Megalopidae. The transcript has 16 exons. The coding region runs from base 26 to 3784 and encodes 1252 amino acids. The record is from RefSeq and is a predicted model, not a curated record.